Musa acuminata subsp. malaccensis (wild Malaysian banana) is the source of this 1137-nucleotide messenger RNA. Its product is annotated as cysteine proteinase inhibitor 4-like. Gene Ontology annotation, molecular function: cysteine-type endopeptidase inhibitor activity. NCBI's taxonomy places the organism in Eukaryota, Viridiplantae, Streptophyta, Magnoliopsida, Zingiberales, Musaceae. The record is from RefSeq and is a predicted model, not a curated record.
GUUUUCUGUAGUACCCACAGAUGAUGAGCAUUCCUACGAUGAUUUCUUAUCCAAAUCAAAUAUAUAUUGUUGGGAAAAUAUCAUGUCUAGAUUGCUGUCAUUGAAGAUAGAUUACGUGUGCGUGGGUCGAACACGUAGCCGAUUCGUGAGGCAUGCAGAAACCGAGCUCUGCAAGCCCACAGAUGCUGCAUGCGGUCAUGGUGGUGGAGGUGUGGGUGUCGAUAAGGUAGCAGCAGCGGCAAGCACUUGUGCCAGAAAGCGCAACCAAACAAAGGGAGGGCCACGUGAAGCGCGCAGGGCCAUCUUGAGACGCGGCACGCCGCUCGACCUUCCCCUGUUUUACGUGUCCCGCUUCAAUCUCUCCCAUCCCUCCCCCUCUCUCUUCCCCCCUAAGCCCCUAUAUAUGUCUCUCUCUUCCCACCACCACCUUCCUCCCCAUUGCCUUCCUUCCCUUGCCUUGUCUUCUACCCAUGGCUUCUCUCGAUCGCUGUCUUCUCCUCCUCGUCCUCCUCUUCUUCGGCCUCAUCGUCUCCACCUCCUCGGCCUACAGCGGGCGCAUGGUCGGGGCCCGGACGGAGGUGCAGGACGUGGAGACCAACAAGGAGGUGCAGGACCUCGGCCUCUUCUCCGUCGACGAGUACAACCGCCGCCUCGCCCUCCGCGGCGCCGGCCUCCUCACCUUCUCCCGCGUGGCGGCCGCGCAGCGGCAGGUGGUGUCCGGGAUCAAGUACUACCUCCAGGUGGUGGCCGCCGUGGAAGGUACCGGCGAGGAGGGACAGCAGCACCGAACCUUCGACGCCGUGGUCAUCGUCAAGCCCUGGCUCAGCUCCCGGUCGCUCGUCUCCUUCGCCCCCCGUCGCCCGGCCCUCAACAGCCAAGAUAACGGCGGCGACGCCCACCUUAAUGUCCGAUAGAGAACCCACCCACAUGAAGAAGUAGCGUCAAAUAAGAACUGUGUGUCUUCUUUCGCUAUUCCUAUAGAAGAAGAUGAAGAGUGUGUUUAGAAUAACGAUGGCUUGUUGAAGCCAAUCUUGAAAUCGGCAAUCCUUUUUGGUUUUCUUUUUCCCUUCUUUUUUCCUCUCUCGUAGCCAAUCUUCGUUGGAGACUUGAUAAUAAAAUGUCGAGUUAUUUCCUUUG